UCGUCAUGGAGACGGUGGUGGUGGCGGCUGUGGUCGUCCUGUCGUUGGUGUUCUUAGGUUCGCUUCUAUCCGUCGUCUUACUUUGUCGUCGCAAGUAUCGCGGCUCCUGGCCCGACGCCGGAGUAGACGACCAAUUGGUGAAGGACGAUACCGAAGUAGAAUUAGACGACGUCCAAUCUCGAUUCGAUAUAGACAGCAUCUUGGCCGACGAUCGAUGGAUAGACGAUGCCACGGGCUUAAUCCCGCACUGUUUAGCCAUUUUGAAAAAAUGCCGUCGUUUAACCGAAAAUUUAGUGGCUAUGACAAGUAUCAGCAAAUCUGGCAAGCAGUUAGAUGAAAUUGUAGAAGUGGCUAAAAGAAUCGGACCGAGAAUCGACGAUGUGGUUCAAUCCAUGUAUCCUCCUCUAGAUCCUCGACUUCUGGAAGCCAGAUGUGCUGCCUUAAUUCUUUCAGUCACUCAUUUGGCAUUGGUUUCCAGAGUUGUUUGCAGGGUACAAUCGGAUUAUCGUUGGAUAGAAGAAACAUUGUCCGAGAUGGAAGAACACGUGCAGAUUCUGAGAGAAGCGGGAUUAGCAGUUGAAGCUUUUAUGAAAUCUCAAGCGAAUUUUAAUCCAAAUGGUAUAGAACAUCAACAGAUAAGUCCAACUUGAAGUAUUCAGCUAAUAGUGUAUAUCUUGAUACGUUUUAAGAGAUUUUAAAAUAGCUGUCAAAUUGACUAUUCAAACAUUGUAAAUUGAAUUAUAUGUAAUCAAUUAUUUGUUUAAUUUUUCAUAAUUUUGUACUAGAUCCGGUUUUAAAUAUAGGCUAUAUUAUUUAAUAAAUACAAAAUAUUUCUUUUGAUUAGUCUAAGAGUGUAUUUAUCUACUAUUUUUGAUUCUUUCCGUCCUAUGGACACUAUUAGAGUAUUUUUUCCAAUCCCAUCAUGGAUUUGGAAGGCCCAUAACAAGAGCCAGUUGAUGGUGAUGGACUGGUUCCGACAUAUCUAGGACAGACCGUCUCAAAAAAAUUGAUGAAAUUUUUCCACCCACCGGAUUUAAUCCCGAGUUUCAUAGAACGGUAGACGUGCCUAUUAACUGCCUAGGCCAGUGAUGGCGAAUCUGUGAGCCGCGCGACGAUAUCAAGGUACCCACAUUAAAUAUUUAGAAAGUAUUACGUUUUUAUAAAAUAAAAACAAAAAAAUUAAUAAUUUCAAAUCUGCAUAAGUAUUGUGGAAAUCCUAAUUCUGUCGUCAAAAGUCAAAGGUCCCUAAUUAUGAAUCUCAAGUGGAAAAAUUAUCAUCAAGUAAACAGAUUUCCCAUUAAACGAAAU
This is a messenger RNA of Centruroides sculpturatus (bark scorpion), 1308 nucleotides long. RefSeq names its product transmembrane protein 98-like. Bases 6 to 650 code for a protein of 214 amino acids. The transcript has 5 exons. Lineage: Eukaryota; Metazoa; Arthropoda; Arachnida; Scorpiones; Buthidae. The record is from RefSeq and is a predicted model, not a curated record. Gene Ontology annotation, cellular component: endoplasmic reticulum.